AUGUAUUUGUCAAGAUUCCUCUCACUUCAUGCCCUCUGGGUUACCGUAUCCUCCAUGAUGCAGCACUACCCUUCCGUGUGGGGACACUAUGACGUGUGCAAGACUCAGAUUUACACAGAAGAAGGAAAAGUAUGGGAUUACAUGGCCUGCCAGCCAGAAGCCAGAGACAUGAUCAAAUACGUAAAAGUGACUCUCGAUCCCCCGGACAUAACGUGUGGAGAUCCUCCUGAGACAUUCUGUGCAAUGGGGAAUCCCUACAUGUGCAAUAAUGAAUGUGAUGCAAGUACCCAAGAACUGGCUCAUCCUCCAGAACUGAUGUUUGAUCUUGAAGGAAGGCAUCCCUCCACAUUUUGGCAGUCUACAACUUGGAAGGAUUACCCAAAGCCUCUUCAUGUUAAUAUUACACUCUCCUGGAACAAAACUAUUGAGCUGACAGAUAACAUAGUUAUCACUUUUGAAUCUGGCCGUCCAGACCAAAUGAUCCUGGAGAAAUCACUCGACUAUGGACGAACAUGGCAGCCCUACCAAUACUAUGCCACAGACUGCUUAGAUGCUUUCCACAUGGAUCCAAAAUCAGUGAGGGAUUUAUCGCAGCACACAGUCCUAGAAAUCAUUUGCACAGAGGAAUACUCUACUGGGUACAUGACAAAUAGUAAAAUAAUCCACUUUGAAAUCAAAGAUAGAUUUGCUUUUUUUGCUGGACCUCGGCUUCAUAACAUGGCUUCUCUCUAUGGCCAGCUUGACACAACCAAGAAGCUAAGAGAUUUCUUUACCAUCACAGACCUGAGGAUAAGACUACUUAGGCCAGCAACUGGAGAAAUAUAUGUAGAUGAGCAACAUCUGGCACGCUACUUUUAUGCAAUUUCAGACAUAAGGGUAUAUGGAAGGUGUAAAUGCAACCUUCAUGCUACUGGCUGUAAAGAAGAAAACAAAAGACUACUUUGUGAAUGUGAGCAUAACACAACUGGCCCAGACUGUGGAAAAUGCAAGAAGAAUUACCAGGGCCGACCAUGGAGCCCUGGUUCUUAUCUGCCUAUACCUAAGGGCACUGCCAAUAUCUGUAUACCAAGUAUUUCCAGUAUUGGUAACUGUGAAUGCUUCGGGCACUCCAACCGGUGCAGUUACAUCGAGCUGCUCAAUACGGUCAUUUGCGUGAGCUGUAAGCACAACACUAGAGGUCAGCACUGUGAGUUAUGCAGGCUGGGCUACUUCAGAAAUGCUUCUGCAGAGCUGGACGAUGAAAAUGUGUGCAUAGCAAACGUGUGUGACAAUGAGCUACUGCAUUGCCAGAACGGGGGAACUUGCAUCAACAAUGUGCGAUGCCAGUGCCCUCCGGCUUACACUGGCAUUUUGUGCGAGAAGCUGAAGUGUGAAAGGGAUCCAGGUGGCUGCAGCCAGAGCUCUGGCCAGGGGGCAAUAUCACACAGGCCGCUAUUACUGCUGACUGCUCUACUAGGAGCAACUGGUCUUCACAUAUGCUAG
Messenger RNA from Chaetura pelagica (chimney swift), 1482 nucleotides. RefSeq names its product netrin G1 (gene NTNG1). The transcript is spliced from 6 exons. Bases 1 to 1482 code for a protein of 493 amino acids. NCBI's taxonomy places the organism in Eukaryota, Metazoa, Chordata, Aves, Apodiformes, Apodidae. The record is from RefSeq and is a predicted model, not a curated record. Gene Ontology annotation, molecular function: cell-cell adhesion mediator activity.